This is a messenger RNA of Morone saxatilis (striped sea-bass), 2291 nucleotides long. RefSeq names its product finTRIM family, member 84 (gene ftr84). The transcript has 7 exons. NCBI's taxonomy places the organism in Eukaryota, Metazoa, Chordata, Actinopteri, Moronidae. The record is from RefSeq and is a predicted model, not a curated record. Gene Ontology annotation, molecular function: zinc ion binding; protein binding. The coding region runs from base 184 to 1896 and encodes 570 amino acids.
ACAGCAUUGUUUUUGGUUUGAAAAGGAGUUGUAGGAACACAGGAGCCUGUGGUUGGACGCUCUCUGGACCCUCAUUCUGACUGACAGUACUUGACUAGACUAGACUCACUUAUAUUAACACAAACUGACUAAAAACUAUUCUGAUCCAGGGUCCAUUCCAUUUUUGUCUCAUCCAACAUCAUCAUGGCUGAGUCUAGCUUCCCUUUACCACCAGAGGAUUACUGUCCACUGUGUGCGGACGCACUGAGAGAUCCAGUCACCAUCCCCUGUGGUGACACCUACUGCCUGGAGUGCAUCAAGAUCUACUGGGACCAGUUUGACCACAUGGGUGUGUACAGCUGCCCACAGUGCCGUGCAACCUUCACCCCAAGGCCUGUGCUGAGACGCAAUCUACCCGACGUAAACAACGAGCCACGGCGGCAGCGUCCGGAGCUCACACCUUUCCCCUACAUGCACCGGGAGUCCUUCUGUGACUUCUGUGUUGGCCGUCGCAAUAAGGCUGUCAAGUCGUGCCUCAUGUGCCUAGCCUACUACUGCGAAACACACGUCAAGCCGCAUUAUGAGUCGUCCACCUUUAAGAGGCACAAGCUUGUGGAUGAGACUGGCCACCUGGACAGGAAGAUCUGUCCCCAGCAUGAGAAAGGCCUGGAACUGUUCUGUCGCUCUGACCAGAUGUGUAUCUGUGUGCUGUGUACUGUCAGAGAGCACCGCAGUCACAACAUUACCUCAGCAGAAGAGGAGCGCAUCGAAAAACAAAAAGUCCUUGUGGUCACCCAGUCUGAAGUGCAGCACAUCAUUCAGGAGAGGAUGAAGGAGCUACAGGAGCUCAAACAUAAUGUGGAUGUCCUCAAAAGUUGUGCCCAGCGAGCACAGACAGAAAGCGAUAAGACAUUCCAUGAAAUGCUGCAGGCUGUGGAGCGCUGGAAAGCUGAAAUAAAUCAGAUGAUAAUGGCCAACAUGCAGUCAGCAAUGUCACAGGCUGAGGGGUACGUGGACCGUCUGGAGCAGGAGAUACAGGAGCUGCAGCGCAGAGAUUCAGAGCUACGGCAGAUCCUUGAAACAGAGGACAACAUUCACUUUCUGCAGAAUUUUCCAACCCUGUGUGUUCCUCCUGAGGCCAUGGUACCCAAAGUUCUCAUUAACCCUCAGUUCUCCUUUGGAGAGAUGAGCAAGACCGCCACAGAGAUGAAGGAAAAUCUAGACGGAAUCUGCAAGAAGGAAUUGAGCAAAAUCUCCAAGACAGUUAGUGAAACCCCUGUGUACAUACUUUUGCCAAGAAAUGGAGACAAACGGCUUAAAGUUCCUUCAAGAGUUGAUUUUCAGGAGCCAAAAACCCGGACAGACUUCUUAAGAUACUUUUCCAAGAUGUCCUUCGAUCCAAAUACAGUCUAUAAAGAGCUGGUCAUGUCAGACGGGAACCAGAGGGUCACGCGGAAGAAAACAGUCCAAUUUUACCCCGAUCAUCCAGAGCGCUUCGAUGGCUUCUCCCAGGUGCUGUGCAAGGAGCCUCUUACUGGUUUCAGAUUUUACUGGGAGGCAGAAUGGAGCGGCGAGUUCUCCAUCGGGGUGGCCUACAAGGGCAUCAGUCGCAAGGGGAAGAAUUCCAACAGUCUGCUGGGCUACAAUGACAAGUCUUGGAGUCUCCUCUGCUCAGACUCAGGCUACUCUGCCUGGCACAAUAAAGUAGACCGAGACCUUCCCAAUGCUCCUAGAGCCACACGAAUGGGUGUUUACCUGGAUUAUGCAGGCAACACCGUGGCCUUUUACUCAAUAUCAGAGACUAUGGAGCUUAUCCACAGGUUCAAAGCUCAGUUCAGUGAGCCGUUGUAUGCUGGUUUUGGUGUUGGAUCCUCUGUUACCCUCUGCCAGCUGAAACAGAAUCCCGUGCCUUACUAACAUUUCAAAAACAGGGAAGCUGUGGGAAGUCUAUUGUGAAGAGUAUAGAACUCACAGGUACUGUAUACAGUAAGUUAUACAUAUUGAUUGUACAGUGAAUGUAAAGUUAUGGUUCGAAAAAAAGGAUUUUAAACCUUGCUCAUGUAGUUGUGACCUCACACUGCAUGCUCCUGUUAAAAUGUGAUAAUAAUGUCUUACUGAAUGAACACAAUUUCAGAUACAUAUGACAGUGUGGUUAUUUCAAGUAACAAUGCAAUCCUCCAAUAAUAGAAUACUGAUUCGCUCUGUGAUUUUAUGAGCCUUUAUUUUUUUAUUAACUAUAAGUGUAUUCACUUCUAUCUUCACCUGUGGAAGAUUAUCUCUGUUUAAAAUGUUGUCACUUGUGUCCACAUAAA